AUGACGUCGUCGACUAAGUACGAGUUCCUGUGCAUCGUGCCCGAUAAACCGGGUGCGCUGGCCAAGCGGCUGGAGGUGAGAGGGCAGCAUCUGGAGGAAGUGAAGCCGCUUGUUGCGGGUGGGAGUGUGCUAAUGGGUGGCGCCAUGUUCGAGUCGCAUGCUGCUGAGGGCCAGACGCCUGCUUUCAAGGGCAGUGCGUUGCUGCUCAUGGCGGAGAGCGAGGAGAAGGCGCGCGAGGCCCUGAGCCAGGAUAUCUACUCCAAGACCGGGGUGUGGGAUCUCGAGAAUGCGCAGAUUAUUCCGUUUAAAUGUGCUGUUCGGACGGGAAUGUGA
Molecule: messenger RNA, 333 nt
Organism: Aspergillus clavatus NRRL 1
Lineage: Eukaryota; Fungi; Ascomycota; Eurotiomycetes; Eurotiales; Aspergillaceae
Exons: 4
Coding region: 1-333 (110 amino acids)
Source: RefSeq, a predicted model, not a curated record